AAACAAAACAAAAUAGAUAUAGAGGAAUUGUGUAAUUCAAUUAGACAUAUCAUUAUAAUUAGUAUAAAGUAUGAAAAGCAACAACAUAUCAGAAUAUAAUUUGGGUGAUAUGGUUGCACACAUUUUGAUGUUUUACAUUUGGUAACAUAACUGGCCCCAAUCUCUUGUCAGCGAAGUUAUUUUUGGUUUUGCGGGGUGAAAACAUGAGUUGGAAAAGAAACCCUUACCGUUUUCUCCAGCAGGUGAGGAAAUACGGUGUUGGAGUAGUAGCAGCCAGCACAGUGGCUGUUGUAGGAAUUUGUAUAUAUGUGAACAAGAAGAAUGAUUUUAAAGUAUUUGCCUCGUGGACCAAUUUGUCAGAACAAUUAGAGUACCCCAAAAUAAAAUGGGAUAACAAUUGGGACAGGAGAGAUCCCAAAUUACUUGUAAAACCUAUGAAAGAUGAGAAUAAUAAUGAUGUGAAUGAUGAGGAUGUGAAGAAACAGACACCAACAGCAACAAGACAUAUAAUAUUAAUACGUCAUGGACAGUAUAAUCUCAAUGGGGAAACUGAUGAAGAAAAAUAUCUUACUGACCUAGGUCGAAAACAAGCUGAUUUAACUGGAGGUAGAUUAAAAGAGUUAGACUUCCCCUACACUAGACUUGUAUCCUCAACGAUGACCCGAGCCAUAGAAACAUGUGAUUUAAUCCAUAAGUUUUUACCUGAUUUAACUGUUGAAAGGAACGAUUUAUUAAGAGAAGGAGCUCCUAUACCUCCAGAACCACCUGUCGGCCAUUGGAGACCAGAAGUCUAUUUUCAUCGAGAUGGUCAAAGAAUUGAAGCAGCCUUCAGACAAUUUAUUCACCGUGCUACACCAGAACAAAAAACCGAUAGUUAUGAGAUUAUAGUCUGUCAUGCUAAUGUUAUUAGAUAUUUUGUUUGCAGAGCUUUACAAUUCCCUCCAGAUGGUUGGCUACGUUUAUCUUUAGCUCAUGCCAGUUUAACAUGGAUAACGGUACGGCCUAGCGGUCGUGUUAGUUUACGUUGCUACGGUGAUUCUGGGUUUAUGGAACCAAAUAAAGUAACCUAUUCUUGAUGAUUGUAGUAUUAGAAUGAAUUUUUUGUACUGAUAAAUUUACUGAUUAUUAAAUUUAUACCAGUUUUCAA
Molecule: messenger RNA, 1147 nt
Organism: Patella vulgata (common limpet)
Lineage: Eukaryota; Metazoa; Mollusca; Gastropoda; Patellidae
Product: serine/threonine-protein phosphatase PGAM5, mitochondrial
Exons: 5
Coding region: 204-1076 (290 amino acids)
Biological process (GO): positive regulation of mitochondrial fission
Cellular component (GO): mitochondrion
Molecular function (GO): catalytic activity
Source: RefSeq, a predicted model, not a curated record